Molecule: messenger RNA, 2415 nt
Organism: Coregonus sp. 'balchen'
Lineage: Eukaryota; Metazoa; Chordata; Actinopteri; Salmoniformes; Salmonidae
Source: the annotation of a GenBank genome assembly
GAUUUUUGGGGGGUAAAUUAAAGCAUUAGAAGAGGAUGGAUUUGGAUUGGGACUAGGAUUAGGAUACGGAUCACCUCCACCUUUGUUCUUGGAAUGGAUCAGUGAGUUUGAAGCCUGCAGGUGCCUUCGGUUUAUUUUAGCAGGGCCUAUCCAAUACCAACAAUGACUGAUGGAAGGAUCUACGUGGGAAAUCUUCCAAUGGAUGUCCAGGAGAGGGACAUAGAGGAUCUCUUCUUCAAAUAUGGAAAAAUUCGGGAUGUCGAACUAAAGAAUAACAGGGGAACCAUCCCUUUUGCUUUUGUUCGCUUCGAAGAUCCACGGUGAGUUCCUGGGAUGAGUGUACACGUCCAAUCACAAUACCUGGCUGUUUGGCUAGCUGUUCUCCUCUGAUUUAGUAACAUCGCCUGGGACUGACCUCAGUGAACGGAUGGAGAAGGCGUUGCCAAGUGUAUAUCCCUUAGGCAAGUAAGUAAGGAGUUCUGUGCUCUCUUCUCUUAGGGAUGCAGAAGAUGCUGUCUAUGGAAGGAAUGGAUAUGGAUUCGGAGACUCCAAGCUGCGUGUAGAAUACCCUCGCUCCUCUGGCGCCAAAUUUAGUGGCCCUAUGGGAGGCGGAGAAAGAGGAGGAGAAGGAGGGGGUCCUAGGGGGAGGUUUGGGCCCCCAACUCGGCGAUCUGAGUUCCGGGUGAUAGUGACUGGUAGGUGGACGUUCUGAGUCGUAGGCAGUGUUGUUUUUGUUUCUCUCUCUCUCUCUUGGCGGACUGGAGGUCAACGGGACUAAGUGGAGGUCAAGUCAGCUGCCCAAAUCAAACAGGAACAAAACAGUAAAAACUCUAACUGAUCAUGUUGACUGCAUAUACCCAAACACCGGCCAUAGUGACUGGUAGGUGUAUGUUUUAUCAUUCAUUUUUGUUUUACCCAUUGUUUGGGGGUAUUUCUCUAUUGUAUCUGUGUUGUAUGUCCUCUAAUAUAGCUAGACGUUCCUAUUUCUUAGCUUUCAAUCUGGCAGUCAGAUCAUGCGUCACUUUUCUUUCAAAUCAAAGGAAAAUAUUAGUCGAGACUGACAGUAUUUACAUACUUAUAGUAUCCCUCAGCUUUGCAUGAAAUUUAGACACGUGAAUUGGGGAUAUGCCACUUGAAACAGGUCUAUUGUAAACUGUAGAUGAAAAGGCAUAGUUGAUGGUAUGAAAAGAAUCACUCUUCCACUCCAAUAAGCAUUAUGCAGAGUUGGCAGCUUCUGGUAAAAUGACAAUGUGCUGUCUCCUCUCCCAGGCUUGCCCCCAACAGGGAGCUGGCAGGAUCUGAAAGACCACAUGCGUGAGGCAGGGGAUGUGUGUUUCGCUGACGUGCAGCGGGAUGGUGAAGGGGUGGUGGAGUUUGUCCGUCGGGAGGACAUGGAAUAUGCCCUGCGCAGACUGGACAGGACUGAGUUCCGUUCCCAUCAGGUGAGUACACCUCUCCACAGCAAAACAUGUCAAAUAUGAGUGCAUUUGCGAGUUACAAGCUUAUUCAAGCUCAUGACGGAAGAUGGUCUCCUCAGACAUUUGCUCUGUAUUUGCUCUGUAUGUCCCUCAGGGAGAGAUGGCGAAUAUUCGUGUCCACGGAGAACGGGGUGCCAGUUAUGGUCGCUCGCGGUCCCGCUCCAGAUCCCCCCGGGGGCGUGGCUACUCACCACCUCCUUACAAAAGCAGAGGGUCCCCUCCACAGCGCUACCAGUCACCUCCACGGCGCCCUGUGUCCCGCCAUAGCCCCCCAGCGAGGCGACAUCCAGUAACGAACCACAGCCCGCCCCCACGGCACUAUCGGUAGACCAGCCAGCCAUUCACAAGAGGGCACUGAUGAUUAGGGGCAGUUUAAUUAUGUUUUGUUUAUCACAGAUAUCCUCCCUGAUACACACAAAUAAUUGUCCCCCUUUUGCUUGCUAUGUGCAUUCCAUGGUCAGUCACCCCUGCCUUCUUGUUGGCCUUAAUAUGGUUGAUUUAUUUUCCUGUUGAUUUGAUGUAAGCAUCAGUUCCCUGUGUCAGCUCACUGUAGUCCGCUCAGUUCUGAUGUCUGGUGAGACCAUUUGUUAACUUGUCAAUUUACUAGGUCAUGUAUGAACAUGAUCCAUUUGUGAUGAACAUUGCCCUGAGAAUAGUGUGACACUCAACAAAAACUAAAUGUGAACAUCUGCCUGCAUUGUCUAUUUUUAAAUGAAUUGUAAGUGUGAACCUCCUAAGUGUCUGAAUACAUUUGGAAAUUGUUUGAUUGUAAUCUGCUGGUAAACCUGAAAUCCUUAAAUUUGUUUUAUUUUAAAUAAAUGUUGAACUUUUUAAUCAGUUCAUUCCUUUACUUCCCCUCACAAUGUUUUGGUAACCUGUGGUGGCUGUAUGCAAGAUCACUUAGUUUUUCAAUUAAAGCACUGAAACAAACCAAACA